Molecule: messenger RNA, 1758 nt
Organism: Paracoccidioides lutzii Pb01
Product: cAMP-dependent protein kinase catalytic subunit pkaC
Exons: 4
Coding region: 1-1758 (585 amino acids)
Biological process (GO): peptidyl-serine phosphorylation
Cellular component (GO): nucleus; cAMP-dependent protein kinase complex
Molecular function (GO): cAMP-dependent protein kinase activity; ATP binding
Source: RefSeq, a predicted model, not a curated record
AUGCGGGGUCUAGGCAAUUUGCUGAAGAAGAAGAAGAAGCGGACGAAGGACUCGCGCAUCUCGAGGGACCUGGAUCUGUCCGCUUCACCGGUAGCGGAGUCAACCUCGUCGUCUCCUGGCGAUAAUAAUAAUAAUAUUAUUAUUAAUAUUAGUAGCCCUCUCUCCCAGACGACAGCAGCUACAGCUACCGCACCAGCUACCGUAACAGAAGCAUCAACAACGAACACCCUGCUCCAGCACCCUGCGUUUACCUCACCCGCCCGCGAUUCCUCUUGCAAAGACCCCGCUUCCUCCCCCGGCACCAAUAAGAUCAGUAGCAGUAGUAAUCCUCCUGCCUCCGUUUUUCGUACAGCUAUUCCUACCUCGACUGAACCAGAGGGAGUCGCCUCCUCUCCUCCCACAGGCUCCACAACAGCUGGCGCAAUUACGAAAAUUGACAGCACACAUUCUGCACCCAUGAACCCCCUACAAUCUUCCGGCCCCCCUUCCUCGAAUAUAGCGGGCGAUCCCUCUCAUUUCAAACAGCACCAGCAACAGCAACAGCAACCACAGCAGCAAUCCCACCACUCCCAAAAUGUCGCCAGUAUUAAAAACAUUAUAAAUCCACCCCUCAACGAUGAAGUUGCGGCCUCCUCACAACGAGUUGGCGAUGGCCUACAUGCCGCACAACAAAUGCAUUCACAGCAUUCACAGCAACAACAACAACAACAGCAACAACAGCAGCAGCAGCAGCAACAGCAGCAACAGCAGCAACAACAAAUUCAACAAUCUGUCCCGUCAGUUUCGCGGCAGACAAAGGGCAAAUACUCGCUAGAUGACUUUACGUUGCAACGGACGUUGGGGACGGGCAGUUUCGGGCGAGUACACCUGGUUCAAUCACGACAUAACCAGCGCUUCUAUGCCAUCAAGGUGCUGAAGAAAGCGCAAGUGGUGAAGAUGAAGCAGGUCGAGCAUACGAAUGAUGAACGAAAAAUGCUGCAGCGGGUUAAGCAUCCAUUCCUAAUUACGUUGUGGGGCACGUUCCAGGAUGUGAAGAAUCUUUAUAUGGUUAUGGAUUUUGUGGAGGGUGGGGAGCUGUUUAGUUUACUGAGGAAAUCGCAGCGCUUCCCAAAUCCUGUUGCGAAAUUCUACGCUGCGGAGGUUACGUUGGCGUUGGAAUAUCUACAUGACCAUCACAUUGUAUACAGAGACCUAAAGCCAGAGAAUCUACUUUUAGAUCGAUAUGGACAUUUGAAGAUUACAGAUUUUGGAUUCGCGAAGGAAGUCAAGGAUAUUACAUGGACUUUAUGCGGGACACCAGAUUAUCUGGCGCCGGAGGUAGUUUCGUCAAAGGGAUACAAUAUGUCCGUUGACUGGUGGUCCCUCGGCAUCCUAAUCUUCGAAAUGCUCUGCGGCUUCACCCCCUUCUGGGACGGCGGCAGCCCCAUGAAAAUCUACGAAAACAUCAUAAAAUGCCGAGUCAAGUACCCGUCCUACAUGCACCCGGACGCCCAAGAUCUACUCUCCCAACUCAUCACUCCCGAUCUCACAGUUCGCCUGGGAAACUUGCACGGCGGCAGUCAGGAUGUUAAGAAUCAUCCGUGGUUUGCGGAGGUGACGUGGGAUCGGCUAGCGCGGAAGGAUAUUGAUGCGCCGUAUAUUCCGCCGGUGAAGGGAGGGCAGGGGGAUGCAAGCCAGUUUGAUAGGUAUCCCGAGGAGACGGAGCCGUAUGGGGGCAGUGGGGAUGAUCCGUAUGGAAAUUAUUUCGUGGACUUUUGA